This is a messenger RNA of Gossypium raimondii (Peruvian cotton), 2628 nucleotides long. RefSeq names its product G-type lectin S-receptor-like serine/threonine-protein kinase RKS1. The record is from RefSeq and is a predicted model, not a curated record. Bases 36 to 2543 code for a protein of 835 amino acids. The transcript has 7 exons. Gene Ontology annotation, biological process: protein phosphorylation; recognition of pollen. Lineage: Eukaryota; Viridiplantae; Streptophyta; Magnoliopsida; Malvales; Malvaceae. Gene Ontology annotation, molecular function: protein serine/threonine kinase activity; ATP binding.
CUUCCGGAACACCCGAAGCAUGUACUGAAGCGGUGAUGAAUCCUGUUAUAUGGCUUCUCAAAAUACUGCUCAUUUUCUUUCUUUCUCACUUUUCCUUUUCUUCAGACAUCAUAACGCAACAUCACUUCAUUAAAGAUAACGAUGAAGUGAUUGUCUCUAGUGGCAAUAUUUUUGCACUAGGAUUUUUCAGCCCUGGCAGUUCUAGUAAUCGAUUUGUUGGCAUCUGGUAUUAUCAACAUCCGGAGAAGACCGUUGUUUGGGUGGCUAACAGAGAGAAUCCCAUUAAUGAUACUUCAGGGGUCUUCUCUAUCGACCGUCGAGGAAAUCUUGUCCUGUUCCAAACAAACCAAACACUUCCUGUCUGGUCCACAAACAUUUCCCUCGCAGGCACUAGCAAUUGUAUUGCUCAAGUUUUGGAUUCGGGAAAUCUUGUUUUGAUUCACAAUGAUACCACAAAGGCGGUACUGUGGCAGAGUUUUGAUCAUCCAACAAAUACUUGGCUUUCAUUUCAAAAGCUUGGGUUGAAUCUUAGAACCGGUGUGAACCUAAUAUAUACGUCUUGGAAGUCUCCAGAUGAUCCAGGGGUUGGGAAUUAUUCCUUCAGGAUGAACCCAAACGGGUCUCCUCAGAUAUUUUUGUACAAGGGUUCGACUCCAUGGUGGCGAAGCGGAGCUUGGACCGAACAAAGAUGGAGUGGUAUACCUCAAAUGACUCAGAACUUCAUAUUUAAAGAUACAUUUGUCAACGCUGGUUAUGAAGUAUCGUUCUCUUCUGAUGUGAGAAAUAGCUCCAUCGUUUCAAGAACGCUAGUGAAGGAAACAGGAGUUUUGCAAAGAGAAACAUGGAACAAUGAAGCGCAACGUUGGAUUGUUUUUUAUUCAGCUCCAACGGAACGUUGUGAUUUUUACGGGUAUUGUGGGCCAAAUGGUUACUGUAACCCUUAUCUCGCAGGUGCUUUAGAAUGUACAUGCUUCCCAGGAUUCCAACCCAAAUCACCCGAAGGAUGGUUCAUAGGAGAUUCGGCAGGAGGAUGCGUGAGGAAGCGAGGUGUCUCCAUGUGUGGAAAUGGAGAAGGGUUCGUCAAGUUUCCACAUGCGAAGGUGCCUGACACUUCCGCGGCAGUUGUAAACAUGAGUAUAGGAUUGAAGCAAUGCAAGGAAAAGUGCUUGAGAAAUUGUUCUUGCAUGGCUUAUGCUAGCGCUAACUCAGAGACUGGAAGAGGGAUUGGUUGCUUGACUUGGCAUGGAGAUUUGAUGGAUGCGAGGAAAUAUACCUAUACGGGACAAGACCUAUACAUACGAGUGGAUAAAAAUGAGAUAGCUCGGUAUACAAAGAAAGGUCUACUUCACAACAGGGGAGUGCUUGCGAUUAUAAUAGUUUCUUUGGCUGUAGUGCUUCUCAUACUAAUUGCCCUUUCGCGUUGCUUUCUAAGAAGGCAAAGAAGAGCAGGAAGAGCAAGAAAAAGCAAAAAUAUCUUUAGCUUUACCUCAUUCAAGGACUCUUUAGGUGAAAAAGAGAUUGAUGAGAGCAGAAGAAAUGGAGAUUUACCCUACUUUGAUUUGGGCACCAUAGCCGCUGCCACUAAUAAUUUCUCUUCUGAUAAUAAACUUGGGCAAGGUGGCUUUGGCCCUGUCUACAAGGGUGUGCUCUUAAAUGGACAAGAAAUAGCAGUGAAAAGACUAUCAAAUUCCUCAAGUCAGGGACUACAAGAGUUUAAGAAUGAAAUUGUGCUAAUUGCAAAACUUCAGCAUAGGAAUCUCGUAAGGAUACUAGGAUGUUGCGUUGAGGGUGAAGAGAAGAUGUUAGUCUAUGAAUUUUUACCAAAUAAAAGCUUAGACUUUAUCAUUUUCGAUGACUCAAAAAGAUCACUAUUGGAUUGGAAAAAGCGUUUGGAAAUUAUCUGUGGGAUUGCCCGAGGAAUGUUGUAUCUCCACCAUGAUUCCAGGUUAAGAGUCAUUCAUAGGGAUUUGAAAGCGAGCAAUGUAUUACUAGAUGAUGCAAUGAAUCCGAAAAUUUCUGAUUUCGGCAUGGCUAGAAUAUUUGGAGGAGACCAAAUGGAAGGGGAUACCAGACGUGUAGUUGGAACAUAUGGUUACAUGUCGCCUGAAUAUGCAAUGCAUGGACACUUUUCAAUGAAAUCCGAUGUGUAUAGCUUUGGAGUAUUGCUGUUAGAGAUCAUCACUGGAAAAAAGAACAGCAGUUAUUUUCCCAAUAGUCCGUCGUUGAAUAUGGUUGGACAUGUUUGGGAGUUAUGGAAAGAAGAGAAAGCCAUGGAAGUUGUUGACUCCUCAUUAGCUGAUUCAUAUUCUACCGAUGAAAUUUUGAAGUGCAUUCAAAUUGGGCUAUUGUGCGUUCAAGAAUGUGCAACAAAUCGACCAACAAUGUUGACAGUUGUUUUUAUGUUGAGUAACGAAACCACUCUUCCAUCGCCAGAACAACCUGCAUUUAUAGCGAAGAAAAUUCACAAAAGCGACGAGAUAUCAAUUAGUGGAGGAACUAAGUCUAUAAAUGAAGUGACAGUCACCAUGAUUGAUGCUCGGUAGAGAUAAAAUACAAUGUUUUAUGCAGAAAUAAUAUUAUUUGUAAUUAUUAUUAUGUUAUAGAUUAUAAUAAAAUAUACAUUAUUAA